This is a messenger RNA of Seriola dumerili (greater amberjack), 1292 nucleotides long. It is a transcript of the gene tmem223, whose product is annotated as transmembrane protein 223. Gene Ontology annotation, biological process: nervous system development. NCBI's taxonomy places the organism in Eukaryota, Metazoa, Chordata, Actinopteri, Carangiformes, Carangidae. The record is from RefSeq and is a predicted model, not a curated record. The coding region runs from base 95 to 1156 and encodes 353 amino acids. The transcript has a single exon. Gene Ontology annotation, cellular component: mitochondrion.
CUUUCUUCGUAUACAAUGCAAACUUAUUAUUGUGCGUUAUUAUACAUAAAAACAUAUUCUUUAACUGUCAUUAGAAACAGAAUUUGAAAUCCAAAUGUUUUUGUUGGUUGUACGUAUUUCGCGUUACUCUUUUAAACAGGCGAUAGUAAUUUUGAUCAUCGCUGCUUUCCGUAGUGUAACAGCUUACGUCACACUUAGCAACUAUGGCGGCGCUCCCUUAGAAAGAUCUGUCAAGUGUGUUGGGAGAGAGACAUUGAAAAGCCUGUCAUGUCAAAUUAUUCUGAACGUAUACUGUGUUAGUUGUCCAUUUAGGUGUGGAAAAACCAUUUUAAAGAUGGGAUUAGAGCGUCUGCUGAAUGGGGUGCUGGAGUUUUACUCCAGACAGUUUCGACUCGUUAAUAUUCAGCACAAAGUCAGUGCCUUUCGAAACGCGUCCAUGUCUUCACAGACUUCACCGAGCAGCGGCCUGUCCAACCGGGUCACGUGUGUUUCGGGACUGUGCAGCAGGAUAUUCGUCCUCACAAGCCGCCGUGGUGCCGUUCACAGGCAGCUGGCAGCCCGCCGCAGCCUCUCCACUUCCACCCAGCCCUCCAAAGAUGUCACCCUGUUCGAGCACGACAGGACCCGCUUCUUCCGACUCCUCUCGGUUUUCUGCGGCGGACAGUUUCUCUUCUGGACGUACAUGGCUCACUUCGCUUACACUGAGCUCAGAAACACAAGGGGCGCUACAGAUAAAGGGAAAGCCAAGGCGUCCACCACAACCACUACCACCGGGCUGGCUGGGAUGUGGAGUUUUGAGAUGAACCUGGGGUCAAACACCUGGAGGUAUGGCUUCACGCUGGGAUGCCUGGCAAUAGGAGCAGGGAUAGUCGGCCUCGGGAUUCUGUUUUGUCGUCGCUCUGUAAGCCAGGUGGUUUUACAUCAAGGGGGGAGGAUGGUGACAGUUUGCACACAGUCACCUUUGGGACCAAGCCGAGGCCAGAGAAUAACAGUCCCACUGUCUGAGGUAGCCUGUCACGCUCACAGACAUGAGUCCCCCUCAUUCAUCCCCCUCAGGGUCAAAGGACACAAGUUCUACUAUCUCUUGGACAAAGAGGGGACCCUGAACAACGCUAGGCUGUUUGACAUCACUGUUGGGGCAUACCGGCCAGUUUAAGAUGGGGUUUCCAAAAUUGUGUUGGGCACCAAAAACCAAUGGAUGACUGGUCAAAAGAUCUGAUUUUACACAACUAUGGCAUGUCGGUUUAUGUUUGAUUGAUUCUCUUCACUGAAAUAAAUCUAUAAGACCAAGA